UGGCAAACUGACCCUCACAAUGUGCUGAUGUAGCACAGGACUAGAAGGGCUACAUAGGAGGAAAAAACAAAGUAGAUUUAUCAAAAAUAUCAGCUAUAGAAAUCGGCUUCUCUUUUCACAAUUUGAGAAGGAAACUGCUUCAAAAGUUACUUUUUUUAUUGAAGAAUGGCCUUGACAGCUUUUCAAAUACCAGCAUUGCUUCUUAUUUUUAUGGGUUUUAUAUUUUUACUUGUUACUACUGUAUCCAGCAACUGGAAAAUAUCUAGUAGAGUCAAUACUACAAACUGGAACUAUGAAGGUCUGUGGAUGAAUUGUGAAGCUACUUCACUGGGUUCCUUUCAGUGCAACACAUUGUACUCCCUGUUAAGUUUAGACACUUUUAUUCAAGCAUGCCGAGCCCUGAUGAUUACGUCCCUUGUCUUGGGUAUGGGCGGGACUCUGCUAGCAUUGCUUGGUUUGAAAUGCACUGAGCUUGGUUCCAGUGAUGAAAGAAAAGCAAGACUUUCCAUAAUGAGUGGAAUGAUAUUUGUUUUAGCAGGUCUCUCAUCAAUGGUUGCUCUUUCAUGGUAUGCAGCAAAUAUCACAGCCGAGUUUUUUGAUCCUUUAUAUGCUGGAACAAAGUAUGAACUGGGAUAUGCACUGUAUCUAGGUUGGGCUGGUUCCCUUCUUUCCAUAGCUGGAGGGAUUCUGUUGACAUGUUCAUCGUGCAAAGGAAACCAAAGAGACCAUGGAUAUCAUUACGCAGCUUCAGCAACAGUUGAUGAACCACAAAUUUACAUCAAACAGGCUAAGACAGUCACAUCUGCCAAAGAUUAUGUUUAAAAAAUUAUUUAAAAUAUAUUUACAUUUUCUAACCCAAAUCAAAAUAGCACUGUGCAAACUUUUUGAAAGGGGCACUUUGCAAAGUAUGCUAGUGUCCAUAACCCAACCCUCCUUCAAGUGUUAAAGCACCUGUUGCAUUUUCUGGAAGGCUUGCAACAGCUGUUUUAAAAGCCUUCCCCAAUUGCACGUUCAACAGAGAAGCAACCAGAAAUAGCUCUUGAAGAAGCUGCAAAGCUUCCAAAGAAUGUGGUGCUUUAAUAUUUCACGGAGGUAGCUUCAUUUAUGCUUAACACAGUUUGUGAAGCACCCUUGUCUAAAGCUUUGGCACAGCCCUAACACAUCUCUUCCUCUGUAACAUUUAUCUUAGGGCAAUCUCCCAUUUAUUUCUCCCAUUCAUGGCACUAUGCCCUGGCGAUAUCUGAUGUUGCCAUCAUCUUAUCCUCAGUCAAAGAGUGAGACAAGUUUAAAUUGCCCUUAGUUGUAUUGGUGUUAAAGUUGUAUUUUCCUCCUAUUCUGACACUAAGAACAAACUCAAGAUGUGCAAAAUCUUUGCGGGUUUAUAACCCACACCCAUGAGCUUGGAGGGGAGGUAUUUCAACUCAACAGUGGGGAAAAGCCCUUAAGUAGUUUUUCAUUUUAGUGCUGAAUAUUAUAAUGAACAUUAUGGCAUAUGUAACAUUUCCUCAUGAAAAUUAUUUAAACCAUAAAAUCAUGGAAAAUGACUUAUUUUUCCUAAUUUGUUAAAUGUAUUAGGUCAUAUUAUUUUGGGACAUUAUAAAGUUAUAAUUUCCAGAAUAAAACUACUUAGAACUUUGGAGGAUUGAAGAUUUAAAUGUACAUUAAAAUGUACAAUAAAAUGUACAUCUGGGAAGGAGCUAAUCUGAUUUCUCAAGUAUCUAGAGAAGAUACUUUGAGAGAGAGAGAGCAUGUUUUUGUCCAUGCAAUCCCCACGAGUCAACACUGACUUGAAGGCUAUAUAAAUAUCUUUAUAUAUCUUUAUAUAUCAUCUAUGUCUAAUGCCUAAACUUCCCUCCAAGCUCAUGGGUGUGGCUUACAAAGCUCCAAAGAUAUUUAUAUAGCCAUCAAGUCAGAAUGGGAUUGCAUGGACAAAACCAUCCAGUUUUCUUGGCAACAUUGCUUGGAAGUGGUCGUCUAUUGCCACCUUCCUAUGGCUGGGAGACCUUGGGUAGCCCAAAGUCACACAGCUGGCCACUCGUGGUUUCCGUUUCUAGUGCAUUUAAUGAUUACACCAAAAUGGUUUUCAAAGCAAUUAGAAUACAAUAAUUUAUAUAAAGCAGGGACUGGAACUAGUGGUUUUUCAUAUGCUACUGAACUACAGCUCCCAGCAUCUUUUAUUAUUGUCCAUGUUUGCUGGGUCUACUGGGAAGUGCAAUUCAGGAAUAUUUAGGGGAUAAGAUUCCCUAUCUGUGAUAGUCUCCUCGGUGCAAUUUUAUUCAGGUCUUACUGAGAUCAGUGAGACUUAUUCUGAGAUCUGUAGGCAUUGUGUCCAAAGUACAUACCAGCCUUAUAAUAGUUUGUAUGUUAAACCAAUUUUGCAGAGAUGGAAGACAGGGAAAGUGGGAGUUCUCAGUGGUAGAAAUUAGAUCUGAAUUGAAGGAUUUCUAGUUUACCACUUACAAUGACUACAAAACUCCAGUGGCCAGGAAUGCUAAGUUGCUAACCCUAACCCUAACUUUGUUACAUUAUUAUAACAUCUGCUGUUUAGAACUCUAUAUCAAUUUAAUCCCCACUUGGUGUUCCUCAAAAAUGUAAAUAUCAAAAUUUCCAAUCAAUGAAAAAUUCUUAGUAUGCUUGAGAAUUCUAGCAGUUGAGGUCUCAGCAUAACCCGGAGGGCACGUUGUGGAAAUAAGGCUAGUAUGUAGAAUACUUCUAUAUAAAAGUCACUUUAUGUGAGACGAGUGGCUAUAUGAAUACGAUAAAUAAAUACAUAAAAGCUGGUACAAUCUUCAAGAGUUUUGGAGCAAAGUGUAUGUUACACAAAUAAAUGUAAGAAACUCUUAAAUAACUUUUUUAAAAAAAAGAGUAACCAUUUUAAGAGCAGAAAUAUUGAAACAUACAAAUAGUGAGAAGAUAUUUUCAUUUAGGAUGGGAAAAACUGGGAGAUCAGAGUGGAAAAUUUUAAGUGUGAGAAAAGUUUAUCACUUUGGCUUUCUCUCUUCUCCCAAGCUAUUUUUCAUUUUAAAAACUAGCCAUUAAGGUUUAAUAACAGAAGUUUUCUAAAGAAAAUACUGCUUCCUACAAGCUAGAAUGCUCCUAAAAUGAUAUGUAUAAAAUGAAGGGUCACCAUUCACUGGUUUUUUCAAACAAAUAUGCCAAGUCACAAGCAAAUACUCGAGCUGAUGUAUUUUUGAAUUAAAUGGAGGUAAUAAAUCUCUGGGACAACUGUUGCUAGACAACACUUAACUAGCAUCAAGGAUAAUGAGGUUGUAGUCUAACAUUACCUGGAUUCCUUGCCCUAAUGUGAACAGUGAGACAUGAAAGUAUUUGUAUCGGCUUCCUUGCAUUCCAGAAGCCCCUGAAAACUGUUUUAUUUUAAUAAGUUUUUGACCUGUGGAGUGAUUAUGUGUGAGCACUUGACUGUAUUGUGUUAAUUGUUUUAUUAUUGUAUGUUUUAAUGGGUCUAAUUAAUAAAGUUUUCUCCUUGUUUUGCAUUGC
Molecule: messenger RNA, 3498 nt
Organism: Python bivittatus (Burmese python)
Lineage: Eukaryota; Metazoa; Chordata; Lepidosauria; Squamata; Pythonidae
Product: claudin-15-like
Cellular component (GO): membrane; bicellular tight junction
Molecular function (GO): structural molecule activity
Source: RefSeq, a predicted model, not a curated record